This is a messenger RNA of Glycine soja, 816 nucleotides long. RefSeq lists its product as uncharacterized. NCBI's taxonomy places the organism in Eukaryota, Viridiplantae, Streptophyta, Magnoliopsida, Fabales, Fabaceae. The record is from RefSeq and is a predicted model, not a curated record. Bases 169 to 615 code for a protein of 148 amino acids. The transcript is spliced from 2 exons.
GUUUUCUGUUGCUAGUGCCACUGACAAUAUCCAACAUUAUCAUCGCUCUUUACUCUUUCUGAGAAACAGAAUCCUUCUGAACUCUUAGAAGAGCACACUUUUCGCUACCAGUUACUUCCCUCUUUCAUUUCUUAUAUCUGCUAAGUAAAAUCAAAAGGGUGAAUCUGAAUGGUUUUUGCUGUUAGUUUCUCUCAAAGCUUCCUUCUGUGCAAGGCAUCAUCAUCAUCAUCAUCAUCAUCAUAUCAGGUCAAGUGUUGCUCACGGUCACGGAACAAAGAAGCCACGUCACAUAUUCAAACAAAGAAACGGUGCUUGAGGUGCAACACCCUUUACUCAGAUGAAGAUAAUUCCCCACUUGCUUGCUCCUUCCAUGGCCACACCAAUGGAGAUAAGGGUCUAUUUUCAUUUGCUCCACCACACCAAGGAAUUGAUGGGGAUUGGAGUGAUAAAUCUGGAGUAAUAGUAUACAAAUGGAAUGAGAAGAAUGACAGGCCAAACACUGGCCGUGCCAAUUGGAAGAAAAGAUGGAGUUGUUGUGCUGAGUAUGAUGAGAAUGCCCCACCCUGUAGACGUGGCUGGCAUGUUUGUUAUGAUGAUGGUUUUACUUUGUAUUAGCUACAAUUCUUGUUCUGAAUGAUAAAUCUUUUUGGUUUCUUUUGAAUCUUCUAUUUUUGUUUUUUCUUAGAGAUAUGGCCAGUGUCAGAUGUCAAUAAUUAGAGGUGUAGGUGAAGAUACAAACUUGUGAAAUUGAUGUCUACUAGUAUAACCAAUCAUGGGUCUAGCUUUCAUGAGUAACUAAAAUUUACUUUGGUUUCA